AAGUGCCACUUUAUCCACUCCAUGUCGUUUGCUUCGAGGGCGCUCUUCCGACGAAUCGGUACCAGGCGCUUAAACCGACUGGUGAUCCUUUGUUGUCGUUCUAUUUGCCCCUACUCUUCUCUACUUGUACCGCCUUUCUAGGGGUUUCUUGCACAAUUCUCAUUGUUCUUUGACGAGCGAGAGAUUUAACAACUAUCCAAAUCUAUUCUUACUACAAAGGGGACACGACUUUGAAAAGGUCUCUAUAAGACUCGCCUGCCUUGACUCCUUCGUACUUUUGUUUUGAUUUAGAGCCCAAAAUUUCCUGUUUCCCUUCACUUCGUACCUCAUUCAACCUCCACUAUAACCCUCCAGAAGGAACACAAGAUUGUUGUUUAUUUGAUUCCUCUUACCUAUUCUACACCACUAAACCUUGCGCUUACAUGGCUCUGAUCGGCAAGCAAGCAUACUAAUCACCACCAUAGCUUUCACUUCAUUACUACCUUCGUUUCCAUAUCAAUUUCGUUAGCUGGUUCUAGCGUCGAGAUGGGUCUAUUCAAGAUCCUCGCCAUAUCUGCGGCAGUGCUGCAGCUGGCUACCCAAGGAGCUGCCGCCAUUCCGGGGACCGCCCUGGAGCAACGAGCAGACACCACUUCCCAAUACUGGGUCUCAACAAUAAAACGUCAAGGAGUCGCUGCAUUUGCUAGCGAUUCUAACUACAAGGUGUUCCGCAAUGUCAAAGACUACGGCGCCAAAGGAGACGGUAUAACCGACGACACGGAUGCCAUCAAUAAGGCCGUCGCCGAUGGUCCAGGCCGAUGUAUCGAAAAGUGCGACUCCCGCACGACUCACCCCGCUAUUGUCUACUUCCCUCCCGGCACCUACUCUGUCAAGAAGCCCAUCAUCCAAACGUACUAUACUCAAUUCAUAGGCGAUGCGGUUGAUGUCCCAACCAUCAAGGGAUCCGCCGAUUUCGAAGGCAUGGGUGUGAUCGACGCGAACCCGUACGAUUAUAGCACAGGCUCAGACCCGCCCCCAAACUGGUACAUCAACCAGAACAACUUCUUCCGCCAGAUUCGCAACUUCAUCAUUGAUAUGACAGAGAUGCCAACUGGUAAUGGGAAAGCGAGCGCCGGUAUUCAUUGGCAGGUGGCUCAGGCCACCAGCUUGCAGAACAUUAUCUUCAACAUGAACCCUGCUACCUCAGACAACUAUCAGAAAGGUCUCUUCAUUGAAAAUGGAUCUGGAGGCUUCAUGGCAGACCUGACAUUCAAUGGUGGAGGCAUUGGUGCUGAUAUCGGUAGCCAGCAGUACACCACUCGCAACCUAACCUUCAACAACUGCAAUACCGCUAUCCACAUGAUUUGGGACUGGCUCUGGUUGAUGCAAGGAGUCACUAUCAAUGGUGGUCAGUUAGGUAUCAACAUGACUAGUGACACGUAUGAUUCUAUUAAGGUUGGAUCACUCCUCCUCCUCGACAGUAAGAUCUCGAAUGUCCCCGUCGGCAUCAGUACCCUUUACAAGCCCAACAACGAAUAUACCAACAACACUCUCAUCCUUAACAAUGUGGACAUGGCCGAAGGAGUGCCAGUUGCCGUCCAGUACGCAAAGGAUGGAACAUCUUUGCUGGAGGGUAACAAGCUGAUCGAAGGUUGGGUUCAGGGUAGAGAUUAUAGCACCGGAAAGGGUGUGGCCGUUCAAACUACCCAAGACGCAAUCAAGAUGCCGGAUGCUCUUCUUGCUGAGGGCGGAAAGGUAUUUACGCGCACCAAGCCUCAAUACGAGACUGUCGCGGCCAGUCGCUUCAUGAGUGUCAAAUCAGCUGGUGCUGCAGGUGAUGGCAAAACAGACGAUACUGCGGCGAUCCAGAAAGUCUUUGACAGUGCCAAAGAGGGCGAUGUUGUCUACUUCGAUCACGGCGCAUACCUUAUCUCUGAUACUGUUCAUAUCCCCAAGAACAUCAAGAUUACUGGAGAGAUGUGGCCCCUCUUGAUGGCCACGGGCAAGAAGUUCACAGAUGCUAGUAAGCCCGUUGCUGUCUUCGAGGUUGGCAAGCCUGGUGAUGUCGGCAACGUCGAGAUGUCGGAUCUGAUUAUCGAAACCAAGGGCGCUCUUCCUGGCGCCAUUCUUAUGCAGUGGAAUCUAGCCGGAUCGGAGAACGGCGCAGCCGGCAUGUGGGAUGUUCACUUCCGCAUUGGUGGCACUGCUGGAACUGAACUCCAGUCUGAUCAUUGCAGCAAGAAUCCCAAUGCGACCACAGCGGUCGACGACAAAUGUAAGGGCACCUUCCUCAUGCUCCACCUUACCAAUACCGCCUCAGCCUACAUUGAGAAUUGCUGGUUCUGGGUCGCAGACCACGAGCUCGAUCGCGAAGACCAUAAUCAAAUCAACAUUUACAAUGGUCGCGGCGUUUUGAUCGAGUCCCAGAAACCUGUCUGGCUGUGGGGAACGGCAUCCGAGCAUAGUGUCCUAUACAACUAUCAGAUUUCCAACGCUAAGAACACCUUUAUCGGCCUUGCUCAGACCGAGACUGCUUAUAUGCAAGGUAACCCCGACGCCACACAAGGUGUAACUGUGCUCGAGGGGUAUUUCGACCCAGAGUUCAAGAAGACCUGUGAUGGUUCAUCUGACAAGUGUGCUCGAACCUGGGGCAUGCGUAUCACCAACUCUUCAGACGUGUUCGUCCUGGGUGCCGGCAUGUACAGCUUCUUUAACAACUAUGCUCAAGAAUGUGUGUCCGGUCAGAACUGCCAGGACAACAUGAUCAGCGUGGAGGACUCCAAGGUUAGCAUGUACGGUAUUAGCACCAAGGCCUCUGUGAACAUGCUCACCGUCAACUCUAAAUCGGUGGCACAAGACAAAGACAACCGCAACACGUUCUGCGCCGCUAUUGCCAAGUACGAGAGUGACGGCUCCGGUUAUGGAUCUGGCUCUGGAUCGGGCUCUGGAUCGGGUUCUGGAUCAAGCAGUUCCUUGCCAGCCCCUACCAGCUCGUCCCCAGCUUCAACACAUUUGCCGGCAUCCUCGAGCAGUAGUGCUGGGCACAACCCAACUCAGAUAUCCGCCACCCACAGUGCAUCUCCUACAGGGGGCUACGGUCAACCUGGCGGAGAUGCCACUGCUACGUCUUCGGGUUCGCCUUCAUCGACUACAGCCGCCGUUGAAUCCUCAUCAGCUGAUAGUUCGGACUGUGACGACUCAAUGCCAGCCGAAAGCACUGCUAGUGACGUAGCUGCAACGCCAUCACCAACUCCGAGCUCAGGCUCUGGAGGUUCUAGUGAGGGUGGAGACCACUCGCCAGUGACCGUCACCGUUACCGAGACAGUGACUGCUGCUGGUACAUGCCAAACACCCUAGGAAGGGAUCACCAGCACAGGUCAUAUAGGUACAAAGACGCGAUCGUUGAACAUCGUGACAGUGUACACUACUUUCACGCCCUGCAUACACAAGACCACAGCAGCAGCCCUUACGGUAUUCAUCGAGGUCGCAACGCCUUUGACUGAGCCAUGUGAGACAGCACCCGCGGUGGCACCUUGUUCCUAGUGCAGGGGCGUGAUUUCUCUCUCACCUAUACCCUCUGUUAUAUACCCUUAAGUUGAGCAGACGUAAGGAUUAUCUGGUCUCCUUUCGUACAUUACAUGGCUUCACUUCUUCUUCCAGUGACCCCGGAGGCAUUGGCUAUAUUGAACUCCUUUUUUCGUUCGAGAAUGGCAUAGGGAACUCGGCGUGAAGGAGUUUGUCAGGAUUAGAUUUGUGCUUUGCAUUUUCCCCCGGAAUAUCACGGGCUAUACUAGUUUGCUCGCGAGAGUGGGCAUUGAAUCGAUACGGUUCGCCUGUAGCGGCAAUUCAGAAAGAAUUCAAUAGAUGCGCUUUGUGUAGCUACAGACCCAUUGCUUUCACUCUGCAUGCAUGUGAUGAC
Messenger RNA from Xylaria bambusicola, 3898 nucleotides. Its product is annotated as glycoside hydrolase family 55 protein. The record is from RefSeq and is a predicted model, not a curated record. Lineage: Eukaryota; Fungi; Ascomycota; Sordariomycetes; Xylariales; Xylariaceae. The transcript has a single exon. The coding region runs from base 526 to 3336 and encodes 936 amino acids.